CAAAACGAUAGUUAGAUGUGAAUAGAAGAAGAUUAUGAAUUUAAACAUAUCUAGCACCACUCUUGGUCAAAUCUACCUCUGCUGCACAAGGAAAAAACGGGUUCUGGUUCUGACCAAAGCGAGGCCCACGGUAGGAAUAGGGAGUAGUGUACUCCAUCACAUGCAGAUUUCUGUCGUAUGAGUUUUUACUGUUGCAUUCAUCUUCUGGCAGAGUCAUUCGUCAGAAACGCUCAUAAUUGCAUCUAUCAGCAUAAUUUGACGCAUAAGAAUCCAGAGUGGCCAGGUCAGGUCUUUCUCGCUCCUCUCAGCCAGAAAAAAACCAGUAAGUGAUGCACAUAACGGAGAGAGUAAAUGCUUUAGUCUAUGCCAGCAUUCAAGUACAAGAAGAGAGAAGAAAGCAGUAGUAAUGUGUAGCAGAGAAACAACAUUUUAAAAAGAGAAAGUUCAAAACUUCCAAGUUUACAUAUAGUGAUCAGAUCCAUCAUCCACAUUCCUCGCCCACCAGAAUCACACGCUGCAGCUUCAACGACUCAUUCACGGCAAUGGAAGAAGCGGCAUCAGAAUCUCAACAAAGCAUGAUAUCCAGUGGCCUCACCAUCAAGAUAGCAACUUGUUACAACAAAGCAGGUAAAGAGACUUUGCCUCCAUCUGGCUCUAAUUCAGAUUUGUCAUCUCCAAACAUAAAGAACUCAACGGAAUCAUCCACAUACAACUCUCCCUCCCUUGUAUCACCACCUUCAUCCGCAUUUGUUUCAGCCCUGCAGUCGCCUUACAUAUCUCCAAGGGCCAUGACCCCAAAAACCCAAGAAAACCCAACUCCCCCAACUCCCCUUGUCCUUCCAUCACCGCCGGUUUCAUUCAGGGGCUCGCAGUCCGAUGACAUUCCAAGCAGUUCCUACACUCCCCCAUCCGACCAAUAUGAGUUUUCCGACGACCCAGCUGACGCUAAGCUCAAAUUUGUGACUUGUGACGCAGUUCCUCCGCGCAUCUCCUUCUCAUUUCCAGUCCCUCGAAUAUCCUUCGCCAAAGGACCCGUCUCCCCUGCUUCCAAUUCCAAGCCCAGAAGCUGUGAUGUUUACAUCGGCUUCCACGGCCAAAACCCCAACUUGGUUCGAUUCUCCAAGUGGUUUAAGUCGGAGCUUGAGCUUCAGGGUAUUGCUUGCUUUGUUGCGGACAGAGCAAAGUACUCUAAUACUCAGAGCCACGAGAUUGCCGACCGAGUUAUCUGCUCCGUCGCAUAUGGGGUUGUGGUUGUGACUAAUUCAACCUUUGUUAAUCAUCUCAGCUUGGAGGAGAUUAGGUUCUUUGCUCAGAAGAAGAACCUGAUCCCACUCUUCUUCGACACUGGGCCUGCCCAGAUGACGGGCCUUCUCAACUGCAAUUCGAUUGAUAAAGAAUGUAAAGAGGCAAUAGAUGGACUUAUCAAGUCCAAUGAAUUCAAGCUGGAAGCUAAUGAGGGUAACUGGAGAAGCUGUGUAUCUAAAGCUGCUGGCAUUUUACGAACAAAGCUUGGCCGCAAGAGUGUCGCCGAGAAAGAUGUACUUGUAGGAGUAGAAGGAUUUGAGGAGCCACCCUUCCCAAGAAACAGAUUUUUUGUUGGAAGGGAGAAGGAGAUUUCUGAGAUUGAAAGUCUCUUAUUUGGGUGUGGGGAUUUUCAGGAGCAGGGGAUCAAAGGAGAAGCCAGUGGGCAAUCGGAGGGCCUGGCUGAUGAGGAAAGCGAUGAGGUGAUGAUGAGUAGAGGAGGAGGAGGAGGAGGAGGGAGAUACAUCAGUUUAGAGAUGGGUAAGAGCAAAGAACCAACUUUAGAGGCUUGGGUCGAACCGGUUUUAGGUAGGAAUUCUUUCAAGAGGCCCAAGUACAAGAAAUCCAAGAGCUUGGGAAGCGGCGUGAUUUGCAUAAAUGGGGUUCCUGGCAUUGGCAAAACGGAGCUUGCACUGGAAUUUGCUCACCGGUAUUCACAGAGGUAUAAGAUGGUUUUGUGGGUUGGUGGGGAGGCUCGAUACUUGAGGCAAAACAUAUUGAAUCUCUCUCUCCAUUUGGGACUGGAUGUAAGUGCUUAUGUUGAAAAGGAAAGGGGGCGCAUUCGGAGCUUUGAGGAACAAGAAUUCGAAGCUUUCAAGAGAGUCAAAAGGGAGCUAUUCAGGGACAUGCCUUAUCUAUUGAUUAUUGAUAAUCUUGAGACUGAGAAAGAAUGGUGGGAAGGGAAGGAUUUGCAUGAUUUGAUCCCAAGGAACACUGGAGGGUCCCAUGUGAUUAUUACAACCAGGCUAUCCAAGGUGAUGAAUUUUGAUAUAAUGCAGCUUCCAACACUGCCCUUGUCUGAUGCAAUGGCCUUGGUAAGAGGAAGAAGGAAGAAAGACUAUCCAGCUGAUGAGUUAGAAUUCCUUGGGAAAUUUGAUGAGAAGCUGGGAAGGUUGAGCUUUGGUUUGUGGUUGAUUGGAUCACUAAUGUCUGAGCUUGCAAUUGGUCCUUCUGCUCUCUUUGAAGCUAUAAACCAGGUGCCACUCAAUGAAGGCUCUCCCUCUUCUCAUAUGAGCAGCGCUGAAGAACAGUAUUGUAAGAACAAUCCUUUCCUCAUGAAGGUCCUACAAUUUUGCUUCGCAAUCUUACAGCAAACUAAUGUUAGAAAGAACCUUCUUGCCUCAAGGAUGCUUCUAGUUGGUGGUUGGUACGCCCCUGCACCCGUUUCGGCGGGUUUGCUAGCUGCCGCAGCAAAGAAUAUGCCUGCCAUAGGAAACCGGUUCAAGAAGUGGACCAAAUGCCUGGCUCUCACAUUUGGUUGCUGCUCUGGUUGUUUAGCACCACAAGCUUGGAAGAGUGAAGAAGAUUCAGCCCUCAUUCUGGUGAAAUUGGGGCUAGCACGAAGGGCAAACAGACAACAAGGAUGUUGGAUACAGUUCCAUCCCAUAACGCAGGUAUUUGCAAAAAGAAAAGAAGGCUUACAAGCUGCCAAGGCAGCUGUCCAAGGAGUGAGAAAAACAGGUAAUCCAUUGGUGAACUCGGACCACUUAUGGGCAUCUGCCUUCCUUGUGUUUGGAUUCAAAUCCGAACCCCCGCUUGUCCAAUUGAAGGCAAUUGAUAUGGCUUUAUACAUCAAAAGAACGGCUCUCCCUCUUGCAAUUCAAGCCUUCACAACCUUCUCAAGGUGCAACUCCGCAUUGGAGCUAUUGAAGGUGUGCACCAAUGUACUCGAAGAAGUGGAGAAAUCGUUUGUCUCUCAAAUACAAGAUUGGUGUCAUGGCUCGCUGUGUUGGAAGAAAAAGUUGCAAGGUGAUCAAAGGGUGGAUGAGUAUGUGUGGCAGGAAGUGACAUUGUUGAAGGCUACAUUGCUUGAGACCAGAGCAAAGUUGCUUUUGAGAGGUGGGCAUUUUGACAGUGGCGAAGACCUCUGCAGAACAUGUAUUAGUAUCAGAACAGUCAUGCUCGGACAUAACCAUUCCCACACCUUGGCUGCUCAGGAGACAUUGGCCAACUUGGUCAGGAUGAGGAGCAAGAUAUGAAACAAUUAAUGGUUCCACUGUCCACUGUUUUUUUGUUACUUCCAAUCAGUUAUAUGUAGUUAGUUUCCAACAAAAAAAAAAUGAGGAAAAGGAAUUAAGG
This is a messenger RNA of Corylus avellana, 3600 nucleotides long. RefSeq names its product P-loop containing nucleoside triphosphate hydrolases superfamily protein. Lineage: Eukaryota; Viridiplantae; Streptophyta; Magnoliopsida; Fagales; Betulaceae. Gene Ontology annotation, biological process: recombinational repair. The record is from RefSeq and is a predicted model, not a curated record. Gene Ontology annotation, molecular function: ADP binding; ATP hydrolysis activity.